Molecule: messenger RNA, 1006 nt
Organism: Cladocopium goreaui
Lineage: Eukaryota; Dinophyceae; Suessiales; Symbiodiniaceae
Source: the annotation of a GenBank genome assembly
CGGAAAGGUUGCGCCGCUUGUGUACAGUAUGAGUGGCAAAAAUGGGCAAACCCAUGAGGCAAUCUCAAUCUCCGAGUGUCUCCGAAGUGGUUCAUUCACAUUAUCUAGAAGUGAUUCAUUUUUGACCAUUACGGAAACGGAACUCUCCGAGCUAUCGCCGCGAAGCGACUUCUUCUCGCCUCGAUUUCACAGAAGCACCACACAAUCGGAUUCGGCAUCGAUUUCAUCAUCAUUCUCGCCUGCUGCUCUUGAUAAAUUGUGCGAAGUGGUAGAUGGAGCCAAGGUCAAAUUCCUUGGCACCCCAGUUUUUAGUCAAGGAGACAGAGUGAUAGUGAGCUUCUCGGGCGCACACGGCAGAGCUUGGAACAGAUUGAUGGAGGGGGCAGGUGGCUGGAAAACCAGUUGUGUGUUUCUGCCCGACAAGAAAACACCAGGCUAUGGCGUUCACGCCACAAGAUAUUUCGCACACAGAGUUGAAAAAAGCUGUUUCUGUGACAUGCUGUAUGGCGAAACCGUGGAGUGGGGUUGCCGCUGGUUCCAAAUGUGGAUGGAGAACACACGUCGAGCAGAAGAGAUGAGUUGUGAGCUUGUCGUUGUCACAAAACCAGACGGCAGUCUUGGGCGCUCACAAAGUGGAGAGGUUGAGUUUCUCCGCAAGUCCGGCUACAUCUUCGAAGAGAGGAGUGUCCGGGAAUUCGCCGAGGAUGUGCUGACCUUUUUUUUGGCCGAUCUGCGUGCGGAAGGCAAAUCUUUGAGGAUUCGUUCGCCGUCCAGGUCCAGGUCUCGUUUGCCAUCCCUAGGUGUGGACAGGGACAGCAGCGAUGACGAGUUUGCGAUUGAACUCAGCAGUUCCAACAAAAGAUGGCCGACAGACCCCCAAGGCCUUUUGCUUCGUGAGCAGUGAGAGCUCUUUCUUCAAGCUUCCAAAAGGAAGCAAAUAUUUUCCCUCAAUGCUGACAAUUUAGUUAGAUGUAGCUAGUCCCUGCACAGUGCUCAUGACUGAAAA